AUGAAUAGCAACACAACUUAUGUCAUUACUGGAGUCAAUCGAGGUCUAGGCUUAGGCCUCCUUAAAGCACUCGUUGUGCGUCCUUAUACUACAGUUAUUGGUACAGUUCGCAGUGAAGCAGCUGCGACAGGCCUGAAAGCUCACAAUAUCUCUAUCGGCGUCGGCAGCCAUUUAUAUAUCGCGAUCAUUGAUCUAUCCACCGCUCCAUCGCCAAUAGCUAUCAAAGAUGCUGUAAAUUCCGCCGUUGGAAAUUCACUGGACCACGUUGACGUACUCAUAAACAAUGCUGGGGUUUGUCCUCGAAUGACAUUGGCGGCAGAGACUACUGCAGAAGAUCUUCGCAUUGUUUUUGAAACAAAUACAAUCGCUCCCCUGAUGGUGUUUCAGGCUUUAUGGCCAUUAAUGAGGAGGUCCAAGUCAGAGCCAAAGCUCAUAAUGAUGUCUUCGUCGGUGGGAAGCAUCGGGCAGAGCGAGCUUUUGCCUGGGGGUGCUUAUGGUGCCAGCAAGGCUGCACUCAAUUGGAUCACGCGAUCUCUGCACUUGCAAACUGAACGAGAAGGUCUUGUUGCUGUUGCACUGCACCCUGGCUGGGUCCAAACACGUGCCGGCAGUUUCGUCGCUGAGCAAUGGGGAUAUGCCUCUGGUCCGCCAGACACACUAGAAAGUAGUGUUAGGGAUAUCUUGGGAACAAUCGAUGAAGCGACGAGAACAGACCUGGGAGGAAAGUUCAUAACGCAAACAAGAAGACACAUCGAUUGGUAA
This is a messenger RNA of Bipolaris zeicola 26-R-13, 762 nucleotides long. RefSeq lists its product as uncharacterized. Bases 1 to 762 code for a protein of 253 amino acids. The transcript has a single exon. NCBI's taxonomy places the organism in Eukaryota, Fungi, Ascomycota, Dothideomycetes, Pleosporales, Pleosporaceae. The record is from RefSeq and is a predicted model, not a curated record.